Molecule: messenger RNA, 1958 nt
Organism: Ilex paraguariensis (yerba mate)
Lineage: Eukaryota; Viridiplantae; Streptophyta; Magnoliopsida; Aquifoliales; Aquifoliaceae
Source: the annotation of a GenBank genome assembly
ACUUUCCAAUCAGGGAGAGACAAGUGAUAAUGAUUCGAUUAUACAACCAUUUGAACUGUUAGCUACUACAGAUUCUGAGCCACCUUCGAGAUAUCUUCAAGCUGUGUCACAGAACUCAAGGAAUGGACCUCUGGAAGAGUCUUCAUUUCCUCCUCUCCCCAUCGUACCUAAUACCAGUCAACAAAAGCCCAAACAUGAUCAUGAAGGUUUAUCUAGGAACACUAUGGCAACGCAUCUCCGCCGCCAAAACAACCGAAAGGUGACUGUCCUCAAUGCUGCUCAGGCCUGGCCUGCGGCAAGUCAUGUAUCUGUGCCAUCAGCAAUUAGUCCGGCUCAUAUUAGGCCUACAGCAAAUAAUGCUUCUGGGUUGUCAUCUAGUUCUGGCCAGAAUAAGCCAAUGACAGACCAUGGACCUGUACCAGCUAGUUAUGCAAGUUCUGUUCAGGCUCGACCCUCACCUGUUCAUGAACACUUUUCCGCUGGUUCUUUUAGUUCAUCAAGGAAUUGGGGGAGCAGCAAUAUGCUUAGCCAUUCCACGUCUGCCCCAAACCUCGUGGACACUGGAUUUUCUGACUCUUCCAUAUCGGAUUUUCCGCCAGUUUAUGCAGCGCAGCCACGGAAGUUUCCUGCAAGUGGCCAGGCUAUGCUGAACGUAGAUGUUCACACUGCAAACAAGUCCUUGGUGGAAAGAAUACGUGCUGAUUUGGAGUUUGAUCAUGAUAAAUACAGUGCCUUUAAAGAUAUAUCUGCAGAAUAUCGUCUAGGCCUAUUGGAUGCAGAAACAUAUUUGGCUUACGUGGAGCAGUUUGGCUUGUCUCAUCUUGUACUUGAGUUGGCUAGACUGUGUCCUGAUACUCGGAAACAGAAAGAGCUUGUUGAUACCUACAAUGCUACUUUGGUAAGCAAUGGGUCACGGGAAAAUAGUUGGAGAAAUGGCAGCAUUCACUUGAAAGAUGGUGAUGGUUCCAAAAAAGGUAAAGUGAAGUCAGUAGAUGUUGGAAGCAGUGGUUCAAAGGAUAACUUAGCAGAUGCCAUCAUAAGCACUGUGCGGAAACUGCAGUCAAGCUACCAGCCCUCAGAUGAAGAGGAGGUGUUAUCAAAGGAUGGGUAUCGGGCUGCCAAAGGCAAAUCAAAGAUGGUAGUUGAUGAACCGCAAGUAGAAUUUAGUUCUCCUAGUCAAACUUUAAAGCUGAAAGGUCAAAGUAAUUCUUUGUCAGUUGGUGUUGUGUCUAAUCAAAUUUUGGGGGAUGGAGGUGGUAAAAGUAAGCAACGUAAGAAAACCUCCAAGUUCCAUCGAGUCCGCCUUGGUGAUGGCUCAGUGGCAGCACUUUUAGAUCUUAAAAAUUCUGAUCCUGCUGAUCCAAAUCCAGAUUUAGAGGAGGAGGUAGCAGUAGAUGGGUCCAAGAACUCGACUGAAGGUUUGCCUGUGCAUGGUGUUUGGCGAAAUGGUGGAGGUCAAAGGCUUUUGGCGAAGAAAUCAAGAGACCCCAAAACAUAAUGCACUUUGCAAUUUCUUUUUCUUUUGGCAAAAAGGUACCAGCAAUUAAUGACUAAGUUGUCUUAAGGAAACCUACAUCUUCCGGAGCUGGCUUAUCUGAUUUUGUUGUCUAGGCAUGGUAAUUAUGGUUUCAGAACAGAGUUUUCUUGAGUUGAACAGAAUUUGCCUGAAGCGGCUAUAAUCUAUGCCUCGGUCAAGGUAUGUCCUGGUCAUUAUAAGUAUUCACGUGUGUUGAGACUAGUUUGUAUAAUCUAGGCCUCAGUCACAGUGUUGGGUUGGCAGUUCUGCUUCAAUUUUAUACGUAGCCUUGGAUAUAUUGGCAACUCAUUUAGUGCUAUAUGUGUUUUCAAUUUUUUGGUAUUUGUAUUGCCGGCACACUUGAGAAGUGCCAUGGGAACCUCGUUUCUUCAAUUGUAAUAUCCACACAUAUAUAAGCUGUCAAAUAUUUGGUAUUCCCUAG